Melitaea cinxia (Glanville fritillary) is the source of this 2080-nucleotide messenger RNA. RefSeq lists its product as uncharacterized. The transcript has a single exon. The record is from RefSeq and is a predicted model, not a curated record. Bases 16 to 1494 code for a protein of 492 amino acids. NCBI's taxonomy places the organism in Eukaryota, Metazoa, Arthropoda, Insecta, Lepidoptera, Nymphalidae.
CCUCUGUCGCUCGCCAUGCCGGCUUGUGCGCCCGAAUACCGCCUGAUGCGGUCCGCUACCGAACUUGUGCUCUCACCGCGCGUCAAAGGAUGCUCGCACAAACCUUCGUCGUCCACCACAUUGCGACGCUCAUUCUCAUCGACGUUCUCCUUGAUCCCUGAAGAGCGAGCCGUCCCACCGGAACACCCACCGUCUCUGCCAAGACUGAUUCAAAUCAUAACAUGGAUUCCCCGACAGUUUUUUCGUCCAGUCUUCGCUUUCUUCAAUUUCAUCGCUCAUCCAGCCUGGAGACAAAUAUUAGUUGUUUUACCAACGUUAUGGAUCGCGGCGUCGCUCUUUAUAUUUUGGAAAUGCGUUCAAUACCCUCUUGGAUUUUUAAAGAUUCUUGGAAGUUUGAUCUCGAGGAAUGUCGAACUACAGCGUACCGUGCUCAUCAGUGGAGGGAGUUCUGUACAAGCUCUACAUUUAGCGAGAAACUUUCACUCUGCAGGAGCCAGAGUGAUAGCUUUCGAAGUUGAUGGACAAUUUGCAUUAUUAAAAUAUUCUGCGGCAGUUCAUAAAUUCUACACCGUACCUCGGCCAAACCCAGCAGAUCCCUUGGCGUAUGCUCGUGCUCUAAAAGAAAUAGUGGAAAGAGAAUCUGUUGUGUUCUAUAUUCCCGUGAGUUCUUCGACGCCGGCAUACUACGACGCCUUAGCUAAACCUCACUUAGAAGUAUUAGGAUGUCAAUGUUUCGUACCAUGUGCCCGAGACGUAGUUGCCUUGGAUGAUCCUUUGGAACUGAUGCGAGUUUGCCGUGUUGCUGGUUUCUCUACGCCUCAAUUCUGGGUGGUAACUAGUGAAGAUGAUGUUCGAGCAUGGUAUAACAACGGAGUAUCAAAAGAAGGACGUCACUUUAUUGCUAGCGCUGGUGCACGAGGUGCCAGGGAUCGUCUGCGAUUUGUUAUGCCUGAAGAAAAGGCAAACUUUAGAUUCCCGCGAGAAAUAAGUGCUGAGAAACCUUGGGUUAUAGUUCGAGAGCCUAAAGGAGAAAAAUUUGUGACAUGCACUACGUUAAAAGAAUCACGUGCAGUAAACAAUGUGACAUGUCGAGUAGAUCCAUCAAAAAAAGGUCUCGUGCCACAAAAGGAUGAAGAAACCGACGCUUGGGUACAAAGAUUUGUAGCUUGUCUCUCACCAUCGAAGCCUAUGACGGGACAUAUAUCGUUUAGAUUAGUACGCGAGGAAAAUACGAUGAAUGGAUAUGGAACUAGAAUGGUCGCAGUAGGUGCUCGUGUCGGAGUAUCGUUACCCUAUCUGUGUCAAGGGACCAAAAGAUGCGGUCAUACAGCAACAGUGGGAAAAUUGCUAAAUACUGUAUUAGACACACGUGAAGCGUUAUUCGCAUUCUGGGAUCCAUUACCCUAUUGUGCAUAUUAUCAAUCUCGAUCACCUGAAGAGCGUAGGCCGCCAACGCCAGAACCUUGCAAGACUCCACCGAAUUUCCCUCUCUGAAGUUAAAUAUACAGUCGCUAAAGUGGUUAUUUAUUAAGACGCUCGAGUACCUGAGGACUGCGUGAGUGUGAGGUUCUGACGUUGAAUUCGGAAUCACGCUUUCUCUAUCGGUUGUCCUCUCGCUCGGACGACACGUAUAUAAGAGGUCGUGGAGUCAGAGGACGAUAUCAUUUUGUAACUACUACGUAGAUAUAUUUGUAAGAAGUUUUGAGAUUUCAGACUUGUUAUUAAUUUUAAUAUUUACUAUUGAAUGUCUAUUGUUUUUACGUGUGCUGAGAAAAAUAUGAAAAUUUUAUAAUACGAGUAAAUAUUAGAUAGGUAUAAGUUAUUGGACUAUUUGUUACGGUAUUUUUCGUAAUACUGUAUAUAAUUAAAAUAAAUGUGUACCUAAAUUUUUCUCAAAACGUAUGUAAAGAAUUGUAUAUACCUAGUAUAAGUGUACAUUUACUUCUUUGUAUAUUUAUGAUGUAAGUUGUAAGGAUACCAAGUGUUUUGAGCUCCGUGCUAUUAGUGUUGUAAGCAUUAAUGGCAACAUACCUAUUUUGUGUUUUUUUUUUCGGCAUUAAAUAUUUUUACAACUAUGUUA